UAUUCAAAUGGUUUUAUCUUGCAAUACAUUUCAUAUGACAUAUAAGAUAGUUACUUUGCCUACUUAUAACCUUUAAAUAAAAUUGGGUUUUAUCUUUGAUAGUGGUACGGUUAGGCGCUGCUUUUUAUUGGACUAUGGACCGGAGCUAGAUGGGCGUUAUUUCUUCAUCUCUUUAAUAUAGCCUACCGGCAGUAAGAGAUACUAAACAAUAUUAAUUAAAUUAAACUUUAAGAGAUUUAAAGCUGCUUUGUUUACAAAACUCUUUCAGUAAAAUGGCAACCUUUUUACAAUCCACCAUUGACAAGGGAUCUGACAUUCUCCAAGAUUUCUUAUGUUCGACAUGCGAAGACAAGAAACUGGAUAAUAUGGCUGAUUUCUACUGUGAAACUUGUGUUAAAUUUUACUGUGGAAAAUGUAUUGGCAUGCACAGCCAGUUGUUUAUAAAACAUGCCCCCUAUGGAAGGGGAGAUUUGAAGAAAUGGCCAGUGGCAAAGCAGGUGGAAGAUUUCCUAUUGAAAUGCGAUGUCCAUAAAGAUAAAAACCUUGAAUUGUUUUGUGAUAAUCACAUUGAGCUGUGCUGCACAAACUGUGCAAUUCUUAAUCACAGACACUGCCAAAAGAUAACUCUUAUAUCCGACAUCGUAAAAAGCCAGUCUACAGACCUUCAACAACUUUCAGUUUCUAUCCAAACUAUUCUAAAAGAGUUGAAGAAACUUCAAGACAACCAAGAGGCUAGCAUUCAGUAUGUGCAAAGUUCAUAUGAUGAACAGUUACACAAGAUACAGAACACUCGCAGAGAAAUAAAUGUAGCCCUAGACACUAUUGAACAGAAGACACGAAAGGAAAUGUUAGAUACUCUAACCAAACUGCAGGCCUCUACCAAAAGUGAAGCUGAUAAAUGCAUCAGGCUUAGGGAUGAAUUGAAACGACUUCGAGACGCCACACAGGACAUAAGUGAUAAAAGCAAGCAGGAGUUAUCCUUUAUUGCCACCAGAAAAUGCGAGGGAAUAAUAAAACAAUCUAAAACUUUUUUGAAUAGCACUCUUCAGGAUAAAUUUUAUAUAUCAUUCCAGCCUAACAGUGAAAUUGUACAGUACUUGACAACACUGUCCGGUCUUGGGAAGAUUGAACCAAUGAUGGUACAAGAUAAUCCAAACAAGGUUAUCACAGUGCAGGGCAAGUCUGAACACAAUGUGAAAAUAUCAGGUGAUUCAAAUGAAUGCAAUAUCUCAGCCAUCCUUGUUCUCCCAGCCAAACAGGUCCUAGUUGCAGACUUCAAUAAUAAGAGUGUCAAGCUUCUUGACCAGCAGUACCAGGUGGUGAGUCACUGUAGUGUGACUGGCUAUCCACUGGUCCUGUGUGAUAUCACACCCAGUGAAGUGGCUGUUGCUGUGAAUGAAACUGAUAUGAACAUUAAUGAGGUCCAGUUCAUCACAGUCAACAACAGACAGCUGGUAUUAGGAAGAAAGCUUCAGUUACAACAUGCAUGUAUUGGUAUUGCCUUCCAAAAGGGAGACAUGUAUAUUACUGAUAAAACUGCACUGUACAAGUAUACACUGAAUGGGAAACUUGUCAGCAAGAUGUAUAAGGAUACAUCAGGCAGGUAUACAGGUAAGAAUCAUUGUUAAUGAAUCAUUAUAUGUGAUUUGUUUAAUAAAUACAUUUAAAAUGUUCCGUCAGUGUAUUAUUUCAACCGAAGUUAAGAAAAUAAUUAAUGUUUCGUAUCGUUGAUUAAGACAUUCCCAGAAUGCCAUGUCUAAAAAUAUUGUGAAAUAAUUAAAUAUUGUUUUCAUAACAUUUAAUGGAUUGGUAAAAU
Molecule: messenger RNA, 1816 nt
Organism: Dreissena polymorpha
Lineage: Eukaryota; Metazoa; Mollusca; Bivalvia; Myida; Dreissenidae
Product: protein PML-like
Exons: 2
Coding region: 273-1628 (451 amino acids)
Biological process (GO): positive regulation of DNA-templated transcription
Cellular component (GO): nucleoplasm; chromatin
Molecular function (GO): zinc ion binding; ubiquitin-protein transferase activity
Source: RefSeq, a predicted model, not a curated record